This is a messenger RNA of Rhinopithecus roxellana (golden snub-nosed monkey), 4301 nucleotides long. It is a transcript of the gene YPEL1, whose product is annotated as yippee like 1. NCBI's taxonomy places the organism in Eukaryota, Metazoa, Chordata, Mammalia, Primates, Cercopithecidae. The coding region runs from base 385 to 744 and encodes 119 amino acids. The record is from RefSeq and is a predicted model, not a curated record. The transcript is spliced from 5 exons.
CUCCGAGGCCGUUAACGGCGUCUGGGCCGGGCCACGGCUCCAAAACAAAGGGCAGGCGGCCCGCGGGGCGGCGGCGGGAGGAUGCCUCGCGCCCUGCCUAGGCGCUAACGGCCUCAGCGCGUCCCGGGCCGCGCCGGGAACGCCUGAGAGCCGAGCCCGCGCUGACCGGGGCCCGGGCCGGAUGGGCGCUGCGGGCCGGGGCGCGGACCGCGGAGCGGCCGUUACAUUUUUCUCUCGUCCCAGCUGUGUGGACAGUGCCACACGCCCUCCUGGACAACGACGGCUCUUGCGUGCAUUUUCCAGUGUUUCUUUUGUCAGAGAGGCCAGCAGAGCCGCGGUUCUUCCAGAACCAGCCCUGAGCUGAGUGAGGAGUGCCCAGGAGAGAUGGUGAAAAUGACAAAGUCCAAAACUUUCCAAGCGUAUCUGCCGAAUUGUCACCGAACGUACAGCUGCAUCCACUGCAGAGCACACCUGGCCAAUCAUGAUGAGCUCAUCUCCAAGUCCUUUCAGGGGAGCCAGGGACGCGCCUACCUCUUCAAUUCCGUGGUGAACGUGGGCUGCGGCCCCGCAGAGGAGAGGGUCCUUCUCACCGGGCUGCAUGCAGUCGCCGACAUCUACUGCGAGAACUGCAAGACCACACUCGGGUGGAAAUACGAGCAUGCAUUUGAGAGCAGUCAGAAAUAUAAGGAAGGAAAAUUCAUCAUUGAGCUUGCUCACAUGAUCAAAGACAAUGGCUGGGAGUAAAGUGCGAACUUUCCCUUCUCCUUCGAAUGCUGUUUUGUGAAAGAAACUGAAUGUAAUGGAAACGUAGGAGCAGCCGGUGGGAGCCUUUCUUGCCCUCUGACCUCAAAGGCUAGCUGCGCAUAGCUCUUGACACUCUCGGCCAUCUCUGUGGGUAAGGUGUCCCCUUGGAUCUGUCCUGUUCAUGUACACGGUUGUUUCUGAAAAUCUUCAAUGUGCUUUUUCUAACUUCUCAAGUUCUAGAGAAAGAAUUAACCAACUGAUGACUUACCCACCUAGUUAAUACCUUCCUUUCUCCUGUCUUCAAUAUAGUUGGGCUCUGCUUUUUUAAGGUUCAGUUGAAAACCAAACUGAGGCCGGGCGCGGUGGCUCACGCCUGUAAUCCCAGCACUUUGGGAGGCCGAGGCGGGUGGAUCACCUGAGGUCAGGGGUUCUAGACCAGCCUGGCCAACAUGGGGAAACCCCGUCUCUACUAAAAAUACAAAAAUUAGCCGGGCAUGGUGGUGGCUGCCUGUAAUCUUAGCUACUCAGGAGGCUGAGGCAGGAGAAUCACUUGAACCUGGGAGGCGGAAGUUGCAGUGAGCUAAGAUUGCGCCAUCGCACUCGAGCCUGGGGCACAAGAGCGAGACUUCGUCUCAAAAAAAAAAAAAAAAAAUUAGCUGGUUAUGGUGGCGCAUGCCUGUAGUCCCAGCUACUCAGGAGGCUGAUGCAGGAGAAUCACUUGAACCCAGCAGGCGGAGGUUGCAGUGAGCCGAGAUUGUGCCACUGCACUCCAGCCUGGCGACAGAGCAGGACUCCGUCUCAAAAAAAAAGAGAACCAAACUAAGUCUCUGAAGACCAUAGGGACAGGGUCUCUUUAGAUAGCAAGUCUCACCAUUCCCCUUUUUAGAGAAAAGGUAUUGUAGCCCAUCCUCCACCCUACUUUUUCUUAAAAUUCGCAAAACUUCAAAUUGGCUAUUCCUCUUUCAAAUGAACCACUGAAGUACAGUGUUCAUUUAAGAAUCUUACAGAGGCAGUCAACAGACUUAUACACUAAGGGUAUUUUUGGUUUUUAGCCUGUUCAGAAACAGAGGCCAGCACUGAUGACAUUUUAGAUACACUCUAAACUGAGAAAUGUGUCUAGUGGAACAUGUUGUUUAUUUAAGCCAGUAGAUUCCUUAUCUAGAAAGCAGGUGAGCUGGCCCUUAGAGAAGGCUGUCCCAGGGGCCUGCAGAGGUGCCGUUACUGUCUGGUACCAGGGGUUGUGCCCUCAGCGGUGACAGCAGCUUAGGUGUCAGGCAGUUGCUGAGGGGCCGGUCCAUGUUGUUAUAGAGUAACACACUGGACCGAGUAAACGUCGGAUUUCAUUUUCUACCCUGGAUGUACUUGAAGAAAAAGAAUUAUUUUUGCAUAUGAAAGAGGCCAGAACCCACAGGAAAAACUUCAAAACUUGACUUUCGCCAGAAUGUUGAAAAUUUGUUCAGAAAAGGUUAAAGCAACAAGACAGGUUUAGCCUUUGUGCAUAAGCCUGCUAGAUGCAUCGCCCGUCCCUGCGUGGUGCUGUCCCAUGUCACUUGAACUGAUAGAAGGGCCUGUGCAAUCUCCUAAGGCCUGUGUUUCUGCCACGUAUUUUAUUAUGAAUUACAAUCCACCCAUCCACCUGCCCUCCACCAGGAGUGGGCACCCCAUAAGGGUUUAGGCCACUUUGCAGAGGAUGGAGGUCAAAAACCAUUCCCAGAUAAGUUUGGUUUCAACAUUUAGUAACUUGUCUCAGGGCACAGAGGGCAGGCAGGAGACUGGGGGAGGCCAAGGGGCAGCAGAUAGGAGAGCACUGAGCCUGGAUAGUUCUCAGCCUGGCAAGUGGCUCUGAAGCUGCCUUCAGACAAGGCUACUCUAGGGGCAAGAGUGCAAGCUGGCAGACAGUAAGAAUGUGGCCACCUGUCCAGCUUCACACCUCCCCUGACUUAAGCCCUUCCUAAACCCAGACCUACGGUCCAUGCAGGCACUGGGCUGUGCCUACUCGAGCUCACUGCCCACGUAGAGCAUGCCUUUGGUGCCAUCUCUUGGCCUAAGCCUUGGUAUGUGGGACAUGCCGCUGCCCUGGUGGGCAUGGCACUGAGAUGCAUCAAUUCAGCAGGAGUGACAAAGGCAGAAGUUCCUUUAAAGCACAUCUUCCACUUAGGAAAGGAAGGAAAUUUUUGUACAUCCAGCUAUGGCCCUGCAAGCUGCCUUAUCCCUGCGCUAGUCUCCCUCACGGGCUCAGGCUGGCCCAGCACAUCCCGACCUCCUGAGCUUGCGUGCCGCCAUCCAGAGCACAGGGGUCACCGCGCGCUGCAGGGCUCUUGCUGCCUUAUCUCAAGCCUGGAGAGGCUCUGCCCACGAGCUGGCACAUGAAGUUAGCAACGCCUGUGGCUUCAGUCAAUUGUCUGAGACUCUGAAGAGGCCGAGACACCUUCCCGACCGGAAGAAGUUGUUCACUGAAAACUUAUUUUAAACUGACCCUUCCCUUCGAGUCUUCAUUCCUCUCCCAUGUGGGAACCCAGCCUUGGAUGCCCUGGGGACUAGGGGAAACAGUUGGGGGUUUGUGCCGUCCCCAGCCUGCUAUGGGUGUGAGGACAGCCAGGUCCUGAGUGACUCAAGAUGUUUCACUUACAUUGAAGAAUCUUCUAAAACUCUUCCGAGUGGUUUGACACACUCAAGUUCUAUUUAAGAGCUGUUCUGUGUGUGGGGCGAGUUUGCUGCUCCCUCGAUUUGGGCACUUUGGUUUUUGUCUUUCCUGAUGGCAUUGAUUGAACAUUUUUUACUAGUCUUAUGAAUUUUCUUAUGACUUUUGUAUUUUUUUUGUAACUUAAACCAACAAAACUUUUAUCACUUUUUUGUUGUUGUUGUUGUUGGGCUUCUGCAAAAUGCAAGCUCAUUUUUAAACCAAAUGAAUAGACCAUGAGCUGGCGACAGGGGAAGUGCUAUUCACAAGACCAUGUCUACCACCCUCUAAAAUUCCUGAACAUAAAGUUCCUGAACAAUAUCAUCUGGGACUUCUAUUUAUUUAAAACAAAUCUUUCUUCCUUGAGAGCCUUGAGAGGUGCUGUCAGGGUUAUAAAUGGCACAGUGCAUUUGCUGUAGGAAUGGGAUUUGGCGUUGUUUUACACGCACGGUAUUUUUACACCUUAAUGCUUAUUCUUGAUGGCAUCUGUCAGAUACUAGAAUCAGAAAUAAGACUCUUCCCAAAAUCCUUAAUUUACCUGAUGCCCUCAUCAGGUUGUUAAAAAUUCAAGUGGUUUUAAUAGCUAAAAACCUGCAAAUUAAGCUCUAAAACAAACUACAGAAAUGUAAACCUUCACUUGCCAAGGUCCUUGGUGGCCUAUCCCCUGCCCCAGGGGCAGACGGUCCUGAAGCCCUUCCCUCACUGUGCAGGCCACUGGGUGAGGCUGGACGGUCACCCACGGCGGCUUCACUGCAAGGAGCAGGACUGCCAAGCUCAAGCACGGGGCCUUCAACUUCCCCUGUCCUCUGGCCACGCUGCCAGCCCUUGGUCCUUAUCUGUGUGAGGUUUACAAAUAAAGCUUCUGAUGUCAAAUGUU